Molecule: messenger RNA, 300 nt
Organism: Histoplasma mississippiense
Lineage: Eukaryota; Fungi; Ascomycota; Eurotiomycetes; Onygenales; Ajellomycetaceae
Exons: 3
Coding region: 1-300 (99 amino acids)
Source: RefSeq, a predicted model, not a curated record
AUGGUUUCCCUUACCAGCUUUGACAUUCUGACACUCGAUCCUCAAGCACCGAUAUGGAACUUUGUAUCCAUGGUUGGACUCAAUCCUCCCUUGUGCCCGAUACGCCACAACCCAGCGUCGGCAAAAUUUGUGACUACUGUACAACCGAAAAAUACCACAAAACAUCCAACAACAUGGCCUGCGGAUGCGGAAAUAACUCCUGCCCCUGUGACGGUCCACAGUCGUGUACUUGUUCAUCUAGCGGUGGUAGUAGCUGCGGUUGCACAACAUGCAAAUGAGGGGAACCAGCAGAGUAAUUAA